AUGGGAUUUAGUGUUUGUCAUAUAAAUAUACGUUCACUCACUGCUCAUUUUAAUGAUUUUCUGGAGUAUUUUAGCAACUAUGCUUAUGACGUUGUAUCUGUUUCGGAAACUUGGCUCAAACCAUAUAUAUGUGAUAGUGAGAUCGAACUGCCGGGAUACACGCUGGUUCGCAGGGAUAGAUUAGGUUGUAUAUAUAAACCACCUUCCACUAAUACUAAUGAAUUUCUAAAUUACUUUGAAGAUGAGCUAAUAGAUCUUUUACCAAAAUAUGAUACUGUGAUUUGCAUGGGCGACUUUAAUAUUGAUUUGUUUGAUACUAGUAAUACAGUAGUGUCAUCUUAUAAUAAUAUUUUAGAAAGCGCUGCUCUUAAUCAAAUUAUCAACGAGCCUACUAGAAUUUCAAAAACAGGAAUUUCAUUAAUAGAUCAUAUAAUAGUAUCCAAUCAUAUUAAAGUGUCUAGAUCAGGUACAGAGUCUCUCGAUUUAUCCGAUCAUGAAAUGGUGUUCGCUAUAUUUGAAUUUUUAACUAAAAUUAAUAAACCUAGGCCAUGCCAGUUCAGAAGCUUGAAAAAUAUUAAUAUCCAACUGUUGACUGAUCACUUGUGUUCCAUACCAUGGCGUAAUAUGUAUGAUUAUAGAGAUGUCGAUGAAAUGGUGGCAUUUUUUAAUGAAAAUUUAACAAUUUUAAUGGAUAUUCAUGCUCCUUUAAAAGUCAUUAAUUUUAACAAACAUUAUAGGCCAUGGAUAACAGAAAAUAUAAAAACGCUUAUUAAAAUAAGAAAUAAGGCCAAAACUAAAUAUAAUAGAACUAAACUUAUAGGCGAUUAUGAGUCUUAUAAAACGUUACGUAAUUUUGUUACUAAAAUUAUUAAUAAAGAAAAACGGAUAUAUCUGCAAAGAUCUUCUUCUGGUAAUGGUAAAGAUAUAUGGAAGUUUCUUAAAACUCUUAACGCAAACGUUAGUGAAACGGAUGUGUCUAAGAUUCUCUUUGGAAUAAAAUCAAAAGCGGUUGGGUAUGAUGGUAUUCCCAUAGAUUUUUUAGUGCUGUGCUGUCCAUUUAUACUAAAAUAUAUUUGCCAUAUAAUUAACUUUUGCCUAAGAAAGUCUGUAUUUCCCGCGAGUUGGAAAGUUGCUCAGGUUAUUCCUCACCCUAAGGUUGUAAACCCUUCGUCCUAUGCGGACCUUCGACCGGUUAGUAUAUUGCCUGUGUUAUCAAAAAUAUUAGAAAAUGUAAUUAAAAUUCAAUUGGUCAAUCACAUUGAAAACAAUAAUAUACUGCCUGAUACACAGUCCGGAUUUAGGGUAGGACAUAGCUGUACUACCGCUUUAUUAAAUGUUACAGAUCAUAUAUUUAGAUCAAUAAAUGAAGACAAAUUUACAUUACUUGUAUUACUAGAUUAUAGUAAAGCUUUUGAUGCUCUGAAUCACAAAGCAUUAACUAAGAUUCUAGAACAUAUUGGGUUAACUAGUUCAGCUGUGGAUUUUUUUAGACAGUACCUCAAUAACAGAAAACAAUUUGUUAAACUGGAAAAUCAGUCAUCCUCAUGCCGCACUCUAACUCGAGGAGUGCCACAAGGGUCAAUUUUGGGUCCCAUAUUAUUUAAUAUUUAUACAGCAAUUUUUCCUAAAUUUCUAACUUAUUGUAAGUCACAAAUGUAUGCCGAUGAUUUUCAACUAUUUUACUCUUUCCCGAAACACUUAGUUAAAGAAAGUUGUGACAAAAUUAACUAUGAUCUUAAGAAUAUUUAUAGAAUUUCUCAUGAUCAUUCAUUGACCUUAAGUCCCAAUAAAUGUGUGGCCAUGCUUUUUGGUUCAUCAAAAUAUAGGAAGGAUAUUACUAAUAUGGUCGACAUUAAAAUUAACAAUGUAACAAUACCAGUUAAAUCAGAGGCAAAAAAUCUUGGCUUGAUAUUAGAUAACAAUCUCAGAUUUCAGUCACAUGCAGUGGUUGUUCUUCACAACUAUUGCCAAACAGAGCUGUCACAUGACUACUGUCCACCAAACUAUGUUGACACCGAAGGAAUGACAAAUGGCGGUUGGAGAGAUGAGCAGACUUCUCUAACUUCUGUUGGUAGAUUAUCUACUAAUGUGUCCCGUAGAGAGUUCUACGAAAAUAGAAACAUUUUAGCCGAUUAUUUGGUUUCAGAUGUGGGAAAAGUUUCUUGGCAGGAACAAAUUAUUGACAGUGGCUUAUUAUUAAAUUAA
Messenger RNA from Sitophilus oryzae (rice weevil), 2205 nucleotides. RefSeq lists its product as uncharacterized. The record is from RefSeq and is a predicted model, not a curated record. Lineage: Eukaryota; Metazoa; Arthropoda; Insecta; Coleoptera; Curculionidae. The transcript is spliced from 4 exons. The coding region runs from base 1 to 2205 and encodes 734 amino acids. Gene Ontology annotation, molecular function: catalytic activity.